AAAUUAUAUACAUAAAUGUACAAAAUAAAAAACAAAUUUUCAAAAUUUAAAAAAAAAAUGGUUCUGUUGGGUGAAACUUUUCCAAAUUUUACGGCAUCAACUACUGAAGGAGCCAUACAAUUUCAUGAAUGGCUUGGCAAUUCAUGGGGUGUUUUAUUUUCUCAUCCAAAUGAUUUUACACCAGUUUGUACUACUGAAUUAGCUCGAGUUGUACAGUUAAUGCCGGAGUUUAAACGUCUUGGUGUUAAAGUUAUUGCAAUGUCCUGCAAUUCAAUUGAAAGCCAUAUAAACUGGAUUGAGGACAUUAAAAGUUAUGCUGAGGUGCCUGUAGAACGGUUUCCAUAUCCAAUAAUUGAAGAUGAAUCUCGUACAUUGUCGACCUCUUUAGGAAUGUUGGAUCCUAACGAACUUGAUAGCAAUGGAAUUCCGUUAUCAGCACGGGCAGUAUUCAUUGUAGAUCCUAAUAAAAAAAUGCGUUUGUCCAUUUUGUAUCCAGCCACAACUGGACGAAAUUUUGAUGAAAUUUUAAGAGUUAUUGAAUCUCUUCAACUGACAGAUAAAUAUUUGGUGGCAACUCCUGUUGAUUGGAAGAAAGGUGAAGAUGUUAUGGUUCAGCCCAGUGUACCUCAUGGAAAAGCCGAAGAGUUAUAUGGUGACAAGUUGAAGGUAUUGAACUUGCCUUCUUCUAAACCAUAUUUGCGUAUAGUGCCGCAGCCAAUAGAUCCGACACAAAAUUAAAAUCUGUAAUUUUAUAUCAUUCCAUAAAUUUUUAUAUUGUCAUCAAAAUUAUUAUACUAUCUGUUGGUCAUAUUAUUUUUAAAAUAAAUUCUUUCAACAGAACAUAAAUAUUAUUUUAGUAUU
Messenger RNA from Microplitis mediator, 861 nucleotides. It is a transcript of the gene Prx6a, whose product is annotated as peroxiredoxin-6. The record is from RefSeq and is a predicted model, not a curated record. The transcript is spliced from 6 exons. Gene Ontology annotation, cellular component: cytosol; mitochondrion. Gene Ontology annotation, biological process: cellular oxidant detoxification; cell redox homeostasis. Gene Ontology annotation, molecular function: peroxiredoxin activity. Bases 16 to 738 code for a protein of 240 amino acids. NCBI's taxonomy places the organism in Eukaryota, Metazoa, Arthropoda, Insecta, Hymenoptera, Braconidae.